Messenger RNA from Lycium ferocissimum, 1752 nucleotides. RefSeq lists its product as uncharacterized. The coding region runs from base 218 to 1345 and encodes 375 amino acids. The record is from RefSeq and is a predicted model, not a curated record. NCBI's taxonomy places the organism in Eukaryota, Viridiplantae, Streptophyta, Magnoliopsida, Solanales, Solanaceae. The transcript has 3 exons.
CUGAGGACUAUGAUGCCUUCAACAACUAUUCCUGGGGUUUUAAAAGCUUUAGGUUGACUGUUGAAUAUUUGAUGAAGGAAUUGAAGCCAACUGGGAAGACACUUAACCUAUAUGGCUUUCCUUGGGCUUUCAUGGCUUGGGCAUUUGAAGCCAUUCCUCACCUCCGGCAUCAAGUGAAGGAAUACUCCGAAGAAAUUACCUUUCCAAGAAUUCUUAGAUGGUCAUUUGCCAGAACAAUACAAAAUUGAGUGUUGACCUUUUUAACCCCCCUAAGGAAGCUGUAAGCAUUAGAACACAUUCAUAUAGAAUAAACUUAACUUUUGUUGUGAACCCAUGGCUUGUCCCGAUAAUAAGAGAGUUGGAGAUGCCAUGCAUUGUCACCUUUGUGCCCAUAGAAUCUGUGCCUGACAGAUUGAUUGAUGGGUUCAAAGGGGAAUUGGCUGGAGUGACAACCAUCACUAGGGUUGAUGAUGUUGUUGCUGGUGGUGGUGGUCUUGUUGCUGGUGGUGAUGUUGUUGAUGAUACUGGUGGUGAUGUUGUUGUUGAUGCUGUUGGUGGUGCUGAUGUUGUUGGUGGUGUUGUUCAACCUGUUGAUGUUGUUGUUGGUGGUGGUGGUGUUGGUGAUGAUGUCCCGGCAAGUAUUGUUGGGGAAAAAUUAAGAGAUGAUGAUGCUGAUAUUGGUGGAUUUACUCCAGUUGCUGGAUUUAGUGGUGUUGGAGGAUUUGGUGGUAAUUUUAGUGGUGGUGGAUUGAGUGGUAGAAGAUUUGCUGAUGUUGGUGCCGGUACCUCUAAGGUGCCCUCAUGUGCUUGUGAGUGCACCACUUGCAAGGAGAAAAUGGAUAAUUUGAUUAGAAAGGUGGAGGAGUUGGUGCAGGCCCAAGAAGCCACAAACACUUCUAUCCAGAGGUUGAUAUCCAAGAGGGGUAUCAAUCCAUCAAAGAACCUUUCCUCACCCUAUACUCCUGUUCAUGUUCGGAGGAGGGGCAAAGCAAUUGCCAAGGCACUUGCAUCAGUUAGAUCAAGGAAACCUGCUGCUACUCCCAGUAAGUCAAUUGAGACUCCUCUUCUUGAUGUUGGGCCAAAAGUGCUAAAGAAGGUGGACAUUUUCAAGCCUGUACAUGCCCAAAGAAAGAAAAAGGUUGAGACUGCAAUCAAAGCCAAAAAGAGUAGGAAAACCAUGUACUCAAUGCAUGAAUUUAGAGCCCCAGACUUCAAGGCUUUAACAAGCAUGGAAAUUUGGUGGGAGGAUUACCUAAGUUUCAACACUUCUAUAUAUCUAUCUACUUCAGUAUGUUGUUGCAACAGGUCCUUUAUUUUGUUGAAUCUGUUGCAGCAAGUUAACUAGCUGUUGCAACAGGUCCUUUAUUUUGUUGAAUCUGUUGCAGCAAGUUAACUAGCUGUUGCAACAAGUAGAUAAUCUGUUGCAACAAGUUACUUAUUUUUUACAACAAGUAACUAACUGUUUUACUACUUUUACUUUAGUAUGUAGAUGAAGUCCUGCUUCUAAUGCGUAUGAGGCAAAUCAAUUUCCCUGAGUACUAUGAUUCCACUGACAUAAUCCUGGACCUCAACUUUUACAAUAACAUUCUCAAGAGGUACAGGGAAUUGACAAAUGAGAGUACAGUUCCGAAUGUCGUGCCUUUGGAGGUUAGACUUGCUGAAUUCAAGUGGGAUGAUGAAGUGGUUGAUUAUUGUAGAGGUAUUAAACCCUACCCGGGUGGCUGCUCGUGGGCUGGUGCAAAGAGGGUUUUA